Drosophila miranda is the source of this 6281-nucleotide messenger RNA. It is a transcript of the gene vkg, whose product is annotated as collagen alpha-1(III) chain. Lineage: Eukaryota; Metazoa; Arthropoda; Insecta; Diptera; Drosophilidae. The transcript is spliced from 9 exons. Bases 199 to 5925 code for a protein of 1908 amino acids. Gene Ontology annotation, molecular function: extracellular matrix structural constituent. Gene Ontology annotation, cellular component: collagen trimer. The record is from RefSeq and is a predicted model, not a curated record.
GCCUCGUGUUUAGUAACACUUCGAACGCUUGACGAUCUCCACAUGUGGGGAGAGUGCUGUGCCCGACGACCGCAGCAGCAGCAAAUCAGCGUAUUCUUUUCGUGUGUGUUUUGAGAGAGAGAGAGACCGAAAUACAGAGAGAGAUUGCAAGAGUGAGACAUAUAUAGUUUGCGCGUAGGACCAAAGGACCCAUCGAAGAUGUUACCCAGAGAUCUACGGCAUCUCUCGGGUCUUCUGGGAGCGGUGUAUCUGCUGGCUGGCGUUGUGUCCUUUGCGGAGGCGGCAAAGGAAUGCAAUACAACGCUGUGUGACUGCAAGGGCAUCAAAGGACGCAUGGGUGCCAUUGGACCGGCAGGUGUGCCCGGUAUGGAGGGUCCGCCCGGAGACACGGGACCGUUUGGACCGCCCGGCCCUCUCGGAGAAAAGGGUGAUGUGGGCGAGUACGGGGAGAUAGGCGAGAAAGGACAUCGGGGAGACGUUGGACUCCAGGGUCGAACAGGUUACCCAGGAGCAAGGGGCCCGCAUGGCGAAGAUGGUACGGCCGGACCCCGCGGCAUUGACGGCUGCGACGGUCGCCCGGGCCAGCAGGGUAUUGCCGGACCUCCCGGCGAUAACGGCCUACGUGGACCCAUGGGUAAGCAGGGCGUUAAUGGUGCUCCCGGCGACGCUGGCGAAGGUGGCAUCAAUUCCAAAGGCACGAAGGGCAGUCGCGGUGAGCACGGACCGGCUGGAUACGACGGCCCACCCGGUUUCGAUGGCGAUCGUGGUCAGAAGGGAGACACGGGCUUCGCCGGCAUCACGGGCGAGAAGGGAGACCAGGGACCCGCGGGAUUCAAGGGUGAGACGGGAGAGCCAUCUGACCUGCCCUACACACUGCAGGGUAUUCCUGGCCUCAAGGGUGAGCCUGGCGAGGGUGAGCCCGGCGCCUUGAUCUAUGACGACUCACUGAAGGGCUACAAGGGAUAUAUUGGUGAGACCGGUGAUGCGGGUCCGAAAGGGCCCUCUGGCGAGCAGGGACUGUACGGACGCGCUGGUCUGCCCGGUGGCAGAGGCGACACCGGUGAGCCCGGCGAACGUGGCAAGCCCGGAAAGGAUGGAGAGGCGGGUGUGCCCGGCGACAAGGGUGCUAAAGGUGCUCCCGGUUACAACGGUGAGGACGGACUGGACGGUCCCAAGGGAGAGUUUGGUGAGGAUGGCUUCGACGGCAUGCCCGGUAUUCAAGGACCCCACGGACCUCCCGGUAUCUACGACCCCAGCUUAAGUCAGUCCUUGCCUGGACCCAUUGGUCCCCAGGGUGACAUCGGACCCGUUGGAAAUCCUGGCCUAAAUGGAGUUCCCGGCAAGCCGGGUCGUCGUGGUACCCCUGGCCCGUCCGGAUCGCCCGGAGAACAGGGUUUGAGUGGCAACCGUGGACCGCCCGGCCGCAGCGUCAAGGGCGAAGAAGGUGACUACGGAUUCAUAGGACCUCCUGGGCAGCAGGGACCAGCUGGCGAGGCCGGUCCUCCCGGCCGUAUUGGCAUCCAUGGCGAUCCUGGCUUCAAUAUUCAGGGCCCCAAGGGUCAGGCCGGACUCAAUGGUCUGCCCGGAGGCGAUGGAUAUCGCGGCGAACGCGGCGAGGUAGGAUUGCCCGGUGACAAGGGCUUGCCUGGCGUUGGAUACAACAUAGUGGGACCUCCCGGCUCCCAGGGACCACCCGGAGUACGGGGUCGUCCAGGCGACGAUGGCCUUGCAGGUUUCCGGGGAUGGAUCGGCGACAAGGGUAUACGGGGCGACGACUGUGGCAUCUGUAAUGCCGGACCACGUGGGCCCCGAGGACACGAGGGCGACACUGGAUACCCGGGCCAGCAUGGAGAUCGAGGCCUCAUCGGUAUAACUGGUGCGCGCGGACCCAAGGGCGUGCAGGGAAGGCCAGGAAAACCGGGAUUCAAGGGUAUUCGCGGCACGCAAGGCAGUCCCGGAGAGCCCGGCCAGACAGGCAGGCCUGGUCCCGACGGCCUGAUCACAGAAAUCGGUAGUCGGAGAGUCCCCGACCGAGGCGAUGAUGGCGAUUACGGUCGCCGCGGCGAUCAGGGACUAGAAGGUGACAAGGGUCUGCCCGGUUUCCAUGGUGCUCCCGGUGCCCGAGGAGAGCCCGGACAACGCGGUGACUACGGUGAUGCAGGACGUUCUGGCAUAGAUGGACGGCCCGGUCGUCCCGGCCGAAAUGGAAAGCCUGGCCUCCAGCCCAACAUCCCAAAGAUAUACCUGGUCGGAGAGCCCGGUUACAAUGGACGCCGUGGAGAUCGCGGCGAUGAGGGCAGCCGCGGCCUGAAGGGCGACAAGGGUGAGCCCCAUCCCGGUGAGAUCUACGAUAAUCGAGGUGAACCUGGAGAUCUUGGUGAGCCUGGUCUACCCGGUUUUCGUGGACCCAAGGGCGAGAUGGGAGAGCCGGGCUUGGCUGGCGAUGUUGGAGACGCUGGACCGAUUGGUGAUACCAUUGAGGGACCCAUUGGAGCCAAAGGCUAUCCUGGCAUACCUGGCGACUACGGACUCCAUGGCGCAUCUGGUCUGCCUGGACUUGAUGGUGCGCCCGGCCUUGACGGUGUGGUCGGCUACAAGGGACAGCGUGGCGAGCCUGGCCCAUAUAUCUUACCCGGCGACAUCGGUAUACCUGGACGGCCCGGCAUCGACGGAUUACCAGGUGACGAUGGCCCGGCUGGAGCUUUCGGACCCCCCGGCAUAAGUGGACGCAAAGGAGCUAAGGGUGAAUUGGGACCGGAUGGAGCUACUGGAUUUACAGGACUUCCUGGAAACAAGGGCCAGCGUGGUGACUACGUAGUCGGCCCGCCCGGACCCAAGGGUAAUCCUGGUCGAACCGGUCGACUGGCAGCGCACGGCGUCAAAGGACAAAAGGGCGAGGUUGGCUUCUCUGGACAGAGCGGCCAGAAUGGGGCCAAGGGCAAUAUUGGCUACUCUGGCAACCGCGGUGCUCUCGGCAAUCCCGGACCCCAAGGUGUGCCUGGUAGUGCAGGCAUUGGAGGCCUUCCGGGUAUGAUUGGAGACAUGGGAGAUCGCGGCGACAUCGGCUUCGACGGACGUCCUGGUGACAUUGGCCCUCGUGGAUCAGUUGGAGACAUGGGACUGAAAGGUGUUACUGGUGAUGAUGGGAAGUUCGGUUAUCCUGGAGCUAGCGGUUUACCUGGCCGGAAAGGAGAACAGGGUGACCGCGGCUUCCCCGGAAGGCAGGGUGCCAAGGGCGUGGCUUCCUAUAGCGGCAUCAAGGGCGACGGAGGAGAACCCGGUUGGACCGGUCCACCUGGUUACAAGGGUGCUAUCGGCUUAAAGGGAGUGCGAGGAGCUAUCGGCGACUCUCCGAUUGCCGUUGAUGGCAGCCAGGGACGCAAGGGUGAAACUGGCAAUCCGGGAUACAACGGACUGCCUGGUCUGCAUGGACAGAAAGGUGUUCGCGGCGAUCGUGGCUUUAGUGGAAUGUCGGGCUUACAAGGACAAGACGGCGAGCAGGGAUUGGCCGGUUACCGUGGGCGCAAUGGAGCUCCCGGUCUCAAAGGAUCAGUUGGAGAAAGAGGUCCCACUGGCUCUCUGGGUCCGCAAGGAGAGAGGGGCGAUGACGGCUACCCGGGCCAAAUGGGACAGAUCGGAGACCAAGGUCGUCAGGGUGAGCCGGGUCCUACCGGACCCCAGGGACAGAUUGGAGACGAAGGUGAGGUGGGUUAUCCCGGCCGACUCGAGGGUUUCGGUGACCGAUACCUAUACCGUGGCUUCCCUGGAUCUCAUGGCGCACAAGGCGAGCAGGGACAGAAGGGAGUGCAAGGUCUGAUUGGAUAUCCUGGCGUCCAAGGAGCCAAGGGCAUAGUGGGUGACAUCGGUCUGGCUGGCCUGUCCGGCUUAGAUGGCCUACCUGGAGCCAAUGGAUUGCCCGGUGAGAAGGGUCUGAGAGGUCCACUUGGAUUGGCCCUUACAGCGGAACGCGGAGAGGAUGGUGUAAUGGGCUACGAUGGACUGCCUGGUCGUCCAGGCCGCAUGGGUCAAAAGGGUGCACCUGGCGAGCAGGGCGAGUAUGGUCUAAACGGUGAUAUUGGACACCGUGGCCCCGAAAUCCAAGGCCCGCCAGGCCCCCAAGGUGACAUCGGCUACCCAGGAGCUCCAGGACGCAAUGGUCAGUACGGGCAGACCGGUGAAAAGGGACAGCGCGGCAAUCUGGGACGUCAAGGAAAUGUUGGCGAGCCUGGAUUCGCCAUCUAUGGUCGUCAAGGUGACGUCGGUGACGUGGGCUUCCAAGGAGCGCCUGGCCGUGAUGGCGCCAAGGGAGAGAGAGGCUUCCAGGGCCGUCCUGGCCGCUACGGAGCUGUGGGUGCCCCUGGACCACGUGGCCUUACCGGCGAUGCUGGCUGGAGUGGCAUUGACGGAAUAGACGGUCUCUUCGGCAGAAAGGGUGAAGUGGGCGAGACCUACUCUUACAUCCAUGCCCAGAAAGGAGAUCGUGGCGAGCCCGGUCUGGAUGGCUUCAAGGGUGAGCAAGGCGAUGAUGGCCAGCCUGGUCUAGAGGGCGCCUUCGGCCUAAAAGGUAUGGCCGGCUAUCAUGGUGACCAGGGUGAGAUGGGCUAUGCCGGCGCCGAUGGACCCCCGGGACCACGCGGUGACAUCGGUGAGAUUGGCUUGACGGGUCGUCCUGGCCUCCGUGGUCAGCCGGGUGCCCCUGGCGACCCAGCUCCUCCGCCACCGAAGCCCAAGAGCCGCGGCUUCAUAUUUACUCGUCAUUCGCAGUCGGUAGUUGUGCCUCAGUGCCCGGCAAACACAAACAUGCUCUGGGAGGGCUAUUCGUUGUCCGGCAACGUGGCUGCCAGCCGGGCCGUCGGCCAAGACUUGGGUCAAUCCGGAUCCUGCCUGAUGCGCUUCACCACCAUGCCCUACAUGCUCUGCGACCUGAACAAUGUCUGCAACUAUGCCCAGAACAACGACGACAGCCUUUGGCUGUCCACUGCCGAGCAGAUGCCCAUGACUAUGACGCCCAUUCAGUCCAGGGAUCUCAUGAAGUACAUCUCCCGAUGCGUUGUGUGCGAGACAUCGACCAGGAUCAUUGCCCUACACUCUCAGUCCAUGUCCAUACCAAACUGCCCUGGCGGCUGGGAGGAAAUGUGGACCGGUUUCAGUUACUAUAUGACAACUAUGGACAACACUGGAGGCAUUGGCCAGAACCUGGUCUCACCUGGCUCCUGUUUGGAGGAGUUCCGUUCCAAUCCUGUCAUUGAGUGCCAUGGGCAUGGACGCUGCAACUACUACGAUGCUCUGGCCUCCUUCUGGCUGGCGGUCAUCGAGGAGCAGGACCAGUUUACCCAGCCACGUCAGCUGACCCUCAAGUCGGAUCCGACCAGCAAGAUUAGCAGGUGCACGGUCUGCCGUCGUCGUAGCGAUAGCUAUGUGACCCGAACCACAUCCUCCUCGUCUUGGUCUUCGUCAUCCGGAGCCGGUGCAAGGACCCCAUCAGGAGCUUCGCGAUCGGGAUGGAACACAGGAUCAGGAUCAGGAACUAGAUCUGGCUCUGGCUCGCAAUGGGCAACCGGAUCGGGAUCAGGAUCAGGAACUGGAUCUGGCUCAGGAUGGGCCACCGGAUCGGGAUCAGGAACUGGUUCUGGCUCAGGAUGGGCCACCGGAUCGGGAUCAGGAACUGGUACGGGAUCUAGAUCGGGAUCAGGCUCAUCCUGGGGAUCCCCGACCAGCUGGUCGGGUGGCUCAACAGCGCCCGACUAUCGGUCCGCACCAGUCCCACAACCGCCAGUGCCGCCACCGGCCAACAUCUACAACAUGAGGUACAACAACCGUCGUCCGAACUACAGCCCACAGCAAAGUUUCAGCAACCAGUACGCCCAGCACGCGAAUCCCCGACAGUACCGUCGGCGUCCGCGUGAGGACACCACCGCUCCCUAAAGGCAGGCCGCAGUUCGAGAACAGUUUACGUACUAAGUAGCAGUUAAAUUUCGUUUUAAGUCUAUUGCUAUCAAGCCGAUGCUUCUGUUAAUCAACCAACCACGAGCAGUGCCAUCUUUUGUCGAGUAUCCUCUGAGGAGUUGUGUAAUCUAAUUACGUGGACAAACCAUAAUAAUAUACCAAGUACCAAACGAAACCACCAAAAAAAAAAAGGGAAGAGAAGAUAAUUUCCACUGACCCUCGACUUGCCAUUAAAUGAUCCACCUGCAAUCUUUGCAGGAACUAUUGUAACAAUAACAAAAACCAAAAACAAAACCCAGUUUUUGAUAAAUAAAAUUUACACAACAUAAAACAAA